AUGCGCCAACACCACAGGACCACGCCACUACAAGCUUGCACCAUCCGCCAGACAAGGCCACACGAGCAUCUCUCACUUACAGAGGGCGUAGAAAAGUGGGAAACCCAAAGGUAUUCAGCACCCCACCCCCACCCACACAGGAGGCCAUCACAUUCACCCACUCAAGGAAUCCGCAGCCAGAGAAGACACAAACAGCCUGGUCCACCGCCACGUCCGCGUGUCAAGGCGAUGUGUGCGUGUCACCUCCUGCCGCGAGCCGUGAAUCCACAUCAGCACUACAAGGGACAGCAAUGUGGCAGCAUCACACAGUGCACCACCGCCGCCUACACUCACACACUACACAAAAUGAGCCAACUGUCACGAUCGCUGCAGCAGCAGCAGCAGCAGUGCGACGUCGAGGUCUAA
Messenger RNA from Trypanosoma grayi, 405 nucleotides. RefSeq lists its product as hypothetical. The transcript has a single exon. Bases 1 to 405 code for a protein of 134 amino acids. The record is from RefSeq and is a predicted model, not a curated record. Lineage: Eukaryota; Euglenozoa; Kinetoplastea; Trypanosomatida; Trypanosomatidae.